Molecule: messenger RNA, 14235 nt
Organism: Corythoichthys intestinalis (scribbled pipefish)
Lineage: Eukaryota; Metazoa; Chordata; Actinopteri; Syngnathiformes; Syngnathidae
Gene: zfyve28
Product: zinc finger, FYVE domain containing 28
Exons: 14
Coding region: 406-3399 (997 amino acids)
Biological process (GO): negative regulation of epidermal growth factor-activated receptor activity
Cellular component (GO): early endosome membrane
Molecular function (GO): metal ion binding
Source: RefSeq, a predicted model, not a curated record
GUGAAUGUUGUCAACGUGACUGUCAUCAACUAAGGUCGGACGUGCGCGAAGCGGCGGCGGCGGCGGCGCAGAGUCAGACGUCGGUCAGUGCACUCGCUGCGUGCUCGGGAAUAGUUAGGAAGUGGCAGCCAGAGCCAGAACCAGGACGGGGGAGACAGGCGACCAACCCCGCAGGACGACAAAAUGAGGAAACAAGUCGUUGUCUCUGGAUAUCCCCGCCGUCUCUCUGUCUUCAGGGCCAUUUUGUAGCAUUUAGGAUAACUUCUCUGUUAGAUUCUAUUUUUACCGUCUCGCCAGCCACCGUCGCUAGCUAGCUUAGCAGCCGAGCGAGGCUGUCAGGACGCACAGGUACCACCGCUGACGAAGACGAGCGCUCGGUGACAAAAGGAAGGUGGCGAGGUAACGAUGAACCGCUUUCGAAAGUGGCUAUACAAGCCCAAGAGGACGGACCCUCAGCUUCUGGCCCAGUUCUACUAUGCUGAUGAUGAGCUUAACCAGGUGGCUGCUGAGCUUGACAGCCUCGACGGCAGGAAGGACCCUCAAAGAUGUACGCUUCUGGUCAACCAGUUCCGCUCAUGCCAGGACAGCGUGCUGAAUAUCAUCAAUCAGAUCAUGGAUGAAUGUAUUCCCUGCGACCGAGCCAACCGGGACUUCAGUGUCAAGUUCCCCGAGGAGAUUCGUCAUGACAACUUGGCGGGGCAGCUGUGGUUCGGUGCGGAGUGCUUAGCUGCGGGCUCUAUCAUCAUGAACAGGGAGAUUGAGAGUAUAGCGAUGAGACCCUUAGCAAAGGACCUGACUCGCAGCCUGGAGGAGGUACGCAACAUCACCCGAGACCAGGCCCUGCGAGACCUCAAUUUCUACACGGACCGCAUGAAGGACGCACUGCGACAUUUCGACAGCCUUUUUGCUGAGUUUGAACUCAGCUACGUGUCAGCCAUGGUGCCUGUCAAGUCUCCCAAAGAAUACUAUGUACAGCAGGAGGUGAUUGUGCUCUUCUGUGAAACAGUGGAAAGGGCGCUCAAACUGGGCUACCUCACACAAGACAUGAUUGAUGACUAUGAGCCUGCCUUGAUGUUUACAAUUCCCAGACUAGCCAUUGUAUGCGGGUUGGUCGUGUACUCAGAAGGACCUCUCGACCUUAACCGAAAAGCAGAGGACAUGUCCGAGCUCUUCCGUCCUUUUCGUACUUUACUAAAGAAAAUCAGAGACCUGCUGCAGACUCUGACAGAGGUAGAGUUACUGAUGCUGGAGAGGAAUCUCUGUAUCUCUCAGGAAGGAGAGUUACCGACAGGCCAGGAGCAGACGACAAGCAAUGCACCAGCACACAUUGAAGAGAAUCAACCCUCCCGCAGCUCCAGUAAUGUCACCUCCAAGACAGGCGGCGAUGAUGAGCAAAAGCAUCUGUCUCUGUUUGUUUGCCCCAGCCACGAGGAGGAUUUGGCUGAAGUGGAAAAAGGCUGGGAGGAGGUGGAAUCCGAAAAAGGGGAACAAACUGAAGACCUGCUGUGCGAGGAGGCAGAAGAGGCCGAACUCGCUUGUUCCAUGCAGUACGACGAGGAAGAACUGGAGCAGCUCAACAUGAUGGUGUACCGCGUAGGUGACGAGAUGUCCACUUUGCUGUCGCCUCCCAGCCAGGGUCAGUCCCCGGCACGUGUUCCCAACAGAGGGGACGUAGGGAGCGCCAGUGGGGCUUCUAGCACUGAGGCCUCCCCUCUCAGGGUACUGAGGGGAAGAGGAAGGUACGGUAUCUAUUUAGAGGAGGAAGACAGAGUCUUCUACAUGGAAGAUCUGGAACCAGCAGGAGACUGUGUUACCAGCAUCUCAAGAGAACGCCAGAACUGUGUUGCUUCGCCUUCCAAAACUCCAAAGUCUACUCACCUUUUGCAACGUAGCUCAGGUCUGCGGUCGGACACCAUCGGCAACGGUUGGCUUCCUGAAGGAUCCACGGAGCACCGCAGUAAGAACACGCGCUGUCUCAACGCAACGCGCCAGCCGUCAUGUUCAUCCGCUCCUGGCUCUGAACCGUUGCCUUACACCAACGGCUGGGAAUUGGGCUUGGAGGGCCCUGUAAAUGAAACGGCAGAAGUCAUCGCCCACCGUAUGGGUGGCAUGAAACUUUCCGCCACAGUCAUAUUCAACCCUCGAUCCCCCAGCUUGACUGAGCUGGCUGUGGAUAAGAUGCUGUUGCCUCGCCCCUCUGCCUCUGAGCUCGAACCGUGUGGCCCGUUGGUGGCCACUCACUGCUUGCUUAACUCUUGCGUAUGCUGCGGGAGCUGCGAAGAUGCCCACGAGGAUGAGAGUACGGGACUCGGGUUAGGCCUGACUCUAAGAACAGAUAAACCCUGUAAGACCGUGGCCCCCGGCGCCGUCAUCCAGUCCUCUGCUUGCCGGCUGCCCCCGCGAGGAAGGAGGGAACUUUGCCAGCUGUCUCAGGCCUCUUCCCGUUGCUUGAACCAGCCCCUGGAAGAGGAAGGGAGUUGCCAUCUGUGUGAGAAGUGCCUGACGGGUGAGCCGCAACCGGGGCAUCGCACUCAGGGCUGCGGAAACGACGUAGGGGAUGAGAAUUACCAGCAGAGGACUGAAACGAGGCAACAUGCAACUGGAGGCCCACUACGGGACAAAGACAGGCAAGGAAUUAAGGAAUCCAAGAGGGAUACCAAAGAGGAGAUCAGGAAGGCCUCCAGUCUUCACAACUCCCCCCUCAGCUCUGUGUCAGGUAGUGACUGUGAGAGUGUGUCGGUCACCACAUGUAGUCUUUCCAGCAGUGUUUACACUCCCAGCCCCGUCAGCAGCCUCACUCCCAGUUCAGGGACGUCAGAGGACCUGGACCACGAGGAGAUCCGACUAGCUUUGCAAGAUGCCAAGAUGGCUGCCCGAAAUAAGAUUCGCUCACGCUUCCACAGCAGCAGUGACCUCAUCCAUCGUCUCUUUGUUUGUAUAUCGGGUGUUGCCGAUCAGCUACAGACCAACUACGCCAGUGACCUUCGCAGCAUCCUCAAGACACUGUUUGAAGUUAUGGCAACCAAGUGUGAACAGGGAGACAACGAUAAGUUAAAGAAUGGCCCCGUUCUCCGAAGUGCUGUACUAGAGGACUGCGCUCUCUGUCAAGAGACCAUUUCAUCGUCUGAAUUGGCAGCCAAGGCCCGCGAGGGCCAUUUUGAAGAUCCUCCUGACUGGGUUCCUGAUGAAGUGUGCAGCUCCUGCAUUGCCUGCAAGGCUCCGUUCACUGUCAUCCGUCGGAAGCAUCACUGUAGGAGCUGUGGAAAGAUCUUCUGCUCUCGCUGCUCUUCCCACUCGGCGCCGUUGCCACGAUACGGCCAGAUGAAACCCGUUCGGGUGUGCACGCACUGCUACAUGUUUCACGUCACGCCUUUCUACAGUGACAAGGCCAACAUUUGAAGCACAUCGCGAGAGGAAAGGCUACGCAAAGAUGCCGUCGGUCGACGUACCUGCGACGGGGUGGGGCGGAAACCCGGCAAAUGGGCGAAAAAGGCUCUGAUGCCGGUACGUGCUCAUUCUUGACACGUGUCUGCGGAGGAAGCAAUCAAACUUUGAACUGGCGUUGCGCAGCGCAACAUGAAAACGGGCCACCCUAUGAGUGGGAUUGCUUUUCACGUAUAAAUGAAUGGACUUCCUAUUCUUCAGCGAGCUUCCUACAUUCGUGCCAGAGCUCCCUUGGGACUCGGAUUAGUCAAAGAAUGUAAGUCAUGAAAAGUAUGUAAAUACGGAUCAUUCUGGUCACAACCAAUACCGCAAUUUCUGCUGUUCGCACGGGAGCGCUUCACUCAUAUUUACACAAUAUUGAAAGCAGCGAAUGUUCAUUUUGGACUACACCGACACAAAAGUUUGCCUUUUUUCCUCCCAUUUUUCUUGGUGCUUCUCUGCUCAUUCAUAGGAUUAAAGGGAUCUCAGAGUUAUCAUCAGGUGGUCUGAAGGGCCAUCUUGUGGAGAGUGGACCACCUCUCUUCAGCACUGACCCAGAAGCCUUCUUCACCGGUGGUGACUCACAGACUACUAGGUCGCACACUGCUUUUGUCCUCCCCAUUUUAGUGCAAUAUUACGACCAGGGGUGUCAAACUCAUUUUGGUUCAAGGGCCAAAUUCAUGGCGAUGAGAUCUCACGUGGGUCAGAUACUGUUUGGCCAUAGUGAAGAAAAUAAGUAUUUAAACAUCCUGCAAUUCUGCAAGUUCUCCCACUUAGAAAUCCACUAGAAAUUAGAAAUGUCCACUGUGAGAGAGAUGAUUUAAAAAGAAAAAGCCAUAAAUCACAAUGCAUGGUUUUUAACGAUUAUUUGUAUGAUACAGCUGCAAAUAAGUUUUUGAACACCUGAGAAAACAAAAGUUUUUUGUUUUGUUUUUUUAAACCUGUCUUGUUCAGCUGUUUGACACGGAGAAUGGAAGUCAAAGUGUCCAAUUGUUCUGAGCAGUUUUAAUGUUUCACAUUGGAGUAUGACAUACUCCCAUUGUGAUCAUUCAACAUACCUUGUUUAUUAAGACAAAACAGAGAACAGGAAGGGGUUAUGGGGGAACAGAAGAAAAGAAAAACAAGAAAAGAAAAAAACAAAAACAUCAAGAAAUACAUUGAACACCUACACUAACUAUGAAUAUGUUGGUGCUAUCGUCAGCUAGAUGUAUUUUCGGUUGACACCAUGUGAGGGGGCUGUUGACCAGAGAAAGAAGUGGGAGGGGGGUCUAUUAGAUAAGUGAUAGGGAGGGGAGGAAUGUACACAAUCAGCCUGUGAUCUAGAACCUAGUUAUUGUGUGAAUCCCUUGUGAGUGUAAGCCAAUUGUCAACCGACCCUAAGCUAGCCCAUCGCCAGUCCCGGCACCAAGGCGCCCCACCCGAGCACGCCCAAUCACACCCAGCCAUGUACGAGCCCCAUCAAACAUUCGACAGCCACGCAGACAGAGACCCCGUGCGGGCGCCACCCAAGGGUCACGGCCCCAAGCCAGCCCGAGGAGGGAGGGCAGUGCAGCCCAUCCCUCAUCCUGCAGCUCAGCAAAGGGGCCAUUGUCACCCCCCAGGGAACCAAGGUGGUCCCCCGGGCCACAUGUGCCCCCAUCAACCAGCCUUCAUGGAUAGGAAGAGGGGACGCACCAACCACCCACCCCCGUCCGGCCCACGAGCCACAUCCGCAGCCUCCUAACCGACACGGCACACCACUGGACCUCCAACAGCCCACCAAGCCGAGGGCAAGGCCCCCCGCCGGAGAAGGCGACACCCAGCCGACACACCGGCGUCCAGCCAGCGACCUGUGACGGAGCGCAGGGCAGAUACCCAGGCAGAGAAGAGAGGGGAAGGCAGAAGCAGGAGAAUGCCGAGGAGCCGCGGGGCUACCCGGGAUCGGAGCCCCAACCUCCCCCCACUCCCACGGCCAGCAGCCCAGGCAGAGGGGGGGCCACGCCCCGGGAGCCAUGCCAUAGAGAAAAAGUGUGGGACCCACCUACCACCCUAACACUGUGGCUGCCAGGUCCCCAUCGUUCAGCCAUCACCCAGCACUAUGAUGGGAUUGUGUGGGGAGGAUAGUGCGAUGUAUGCAUUAAAAUAGGAGAGCCCGGCUUGGGGCAGUGGGACCGCUGCAUGGAAUUUCUACCCAGCUGCCCGUCCCACCGCCCUUUGCUGGCGCUCCCCCAUGGAGUAUGAUGUAUGUGGUGCAUUAAAAAAGGUGAGGGAAAGGCGUGGCCUGCUCUUGGGAGGUAACCGUGAUGUCACCCGCCCAACAGGUCUCAUCCAUCCCACAACUUUGGUGUGUGAUGCAUUAAAAUCAAGGGGGAGCCGGACCGGGACUGUAUGGCCCUGUCCCAACUCUUCCAGGGAGGAAUGAAUAAAUACCCGACCAACCCCGGGGAAGCGCGAGGGCCCCGACCAACCCCCGCCCCAGACCACCCCCAGCGCCCCCGCAUCCAAACCACCCCUACCCCUGCCACCCGAGCACCCACCCUGCACCCCGAACAGGCGCCACGGCAAGCGCCAGAGACCAGGGGUUAUCUCCCCCACCGGCAGCGGACAACAAACCCCACCCAAGGCCCCAUGGGCCCCAAGAGGCCCUGCCAACGACCCCACAAAUGUUAAUAUUUGGUACAGUAGCCUUUGUUUGCAAUUACAGCGCUCAAACGUUUUCUGUAGUUUUUCACCAGAUAUACACACACUGCAGCAGGGAUCUUGGCCCAUUCAUCAGACAGGUUUCUGGGCUGUCGCUGAGAAGCUCCCUCCAAUGGUUUUCUAUUGGAUUUCGUUCUGGUGACCGGCUAGGCCGUGCUAGAACCUUGUUAUGCUUCUUACGGAGCCACUCCCUGGUUUUCUUGGCUUUUUGCUUCAGGUCAUUGUCAUGUUGGAAGACCCAGCCACGACCCAUCUUCAAUGCUCUGACUGAGGGAAGGAGGUUGUUCCCCAAAAUCUCACAACACAGGGCCCCAGUCAUCCUCUCUUUAAUACAGUGCACUCGUCCUGUCCCAUGUGCAGAAAAACACCCCCAAAGCAUGACGCUACCACCCUCAUACUUCACAGUAGGGAUGGUGUUCUUGAGACAGUACUCAUAAUUCUUCUUCAUCCAAACACGGUUAGUGUAAUUAUGACCAAAAAGUUCUAUUUUACUCUUAUCUGACCACAAAACCUGCUCCCAUGAGUCCUCUGCAUCAUCCAAAUGGUCAUAGGCAAACUUAAGACGGGCUUUGACAUUUACGUGUUUAAGCAGGGGAACCUUCCGUGCCAUGCAUGAUUUCAAACCACUACGUCUUACCAACAGUAACCUUGGAAACGGUGGUCUCAGCUCUUUUCAGGUCAUUGACCAACUCCUGUCAUGUAGUUCUGGUCUGAUUCCUCACCUUUCUUAGGAUCAUUGAGACCCCACGAGGUAAUGUCUUUAUUGGGGCUCCACUCCGAUUGACACUGUUUAGCUGCUUCCAUUUUCUAAUGAUUGCUCCAACAGUGGACUUUUUUUCACCAAGCUGCUUCGCAAUUGCUCUUUAGCCCUUUCCAGCCUUGUGGAGGUGAAUAAUUUUGUAUCUGGUGUCUUUGGAGAGCUCUUUGGUGUUAACCAUGUUACAAGUUUCAGCCCUACUGAUUGUAUGGGGUGGACAGGUUUCUUUAUGCUGCUAUCCACCUCAAGUGCAUCUGAUUCAAGAUAAUACAUGGAGUGUAGUUGGAGUUUUAGUAGGCGGACUCACAGGGUCAGAAUUCUAGCUGAUAGACAGGUGUUCAAAUACUGUACUUAUUUGCAGCUGUAUAACAAAAUCGUUAAAUAAUCAUGCAUUGUGAUUUCAGGCUUUUUCUUUUUAGAUUAUCCCUCUCACAGUGGACAUGCAACUUCAAUGAAAAUUUCAGACUCCUCCAUGAUUUGUAAGUGGGAGAACUUGCAAAAUAGCAGGGUGUUCAAAUACUUAUUUUCUCCACUGUUUUAACUCGCAGGCUGCCAUCGAAGGCACUAGUCCAUUCCAUUUAGACUGGGAGUUUUACGUGGUUUUGACUACCAGUCUAGACAAAUUGGACGUCUAGCGCCAUCAAUGGCACACAACUAUGAGCUUUUACAGCUAUUCCUUUCAGGUUAUGUUAAUUGGACAUCUAUUGUUGUCAGUGGAAGCCAAAGAGUUCAUUUUCAGUCACUCCCUUGUCAUUUUAAGGUACUUAUGGAUCACUUCCUGUACAUUUUGGGGCAACUCGGGGUCACUUUCUGUACAGUUUGGCUCAUUUCCCAUCGAUUUUAGCCUUUCUGGCUCGCUUCAGGAUCAAUGUUCUGGGGGCGUUUUGGAGUCACUUGCUUGUUAACUCAUUGGCUGCCAUUGAUGGCAUUAGACUUAUAAUCCAUUUUGACUGGGAGGCGGUUAAAAAAAAAAAAUUACAGCAGGGAUGUCAAAAUAAGAGCACGUGAUACGACAAUAUACCUAUCAGACAGAACAACCCUAAACAAUCUUCCGUACAUGAAAGUGGGCAUUGUCAUUUUGCUAUAACUCUGCGCAGCUUCUCAGGCAUUUCAUAAUCAGGAAUAUGAUCGCUCUUAUUGCCCUGAAUAUACAAGCUCACUUCGGAAUGCUUUCUUUUAUAAAGAACAAAAGCGGCAUAGCCGUGUUAUGUAUCAUGCAGUCAUUUAAAGGCAGAGUAUUCUAUUAUUUCAGAGCUUGGUCUUAUUUUGUAAAAUGACACUACAUUUCCUUGAUGGGAGCUGUGUACAUUAAAAAAGGUUCUAUCAUUUGAAAUUAAAUGUGAACUGAAAUAAAUUACUUUUGGGGCAGUGAUGGUUCGACUCAUUUUAAGGGACUUCAAAAUGUCAUGUUAUUCAGGGGCGGAGCUUAGGGGUGUGCUGCCGCACCCUGGCCUCAAAAGGGGCAGUUUGUGGGCAUAAAGAGGGUGUGGUUGGGCGUGGGGAGGGUCAUACAGAAAAAGGUAAGAUACAGUCUUGUGAAAAAAUUAGGACACCACAUGAAAUAUUCAGUUCUUUAUUAAGAAAUGCUCACAUAUCAAUGUCCGAUCUUGGUUUUCUUUAUCUCUGGAAAAGAAAGUGAUUUAAUUGCAGGUAAACAAAAAAAAUUAACAUUGUUUUACUCAUUAAACCAAUUAUAUCAACAAAAAUGAAUAUUGUAAAUGAGGAAAAAGUUAGGACACUACCACCUAAUCGCUAGUGUUACGCCCUUUGGCUGAAAUAACUUCAGUGAGACGCUUUUUGUAGCCAUCUACCAGUCUUUGACGUCUGUUUGAAGAAAGUUUGCCCCACUCCUCAACGCAGAAUAUUUUCAGAUCUGAGAUGUUUGAGAGUUUUCUUGCAUGUAGAGCCUGUUUCAAGUCAUCCCACAGCGUCUCAAUGGGAUUAGGAUCUGGGCUUUGACUCGACCAUUCCAGGACUCAUUUCUUCCUUUUCAGCCAGUCCUUGGUGGAUUUACUAGUAUGUUUUGUAGAGCUGGGAAUCUUUGGGCACCUAACGAUUCGAUUACGAUUACGAUUCAAAGGCUCCGAUUCGAUUAUAAAACGAUUAUUGAUGCACCCCACUACUUUUUUUUAAUUUUUUUUUUUUUUAUGUUUUGUACAUUAGUUCCAAAAUUUUUCAGAAAUACUCUCAGGCUAAACCAAACUACUAUUUCAGUAUCAAGUUAACAUAUAGCAGUAAAAAAAUAUACAAAAAUAACAGUAAAUAAAAAACUCUAGUCCCCAUUCUAUAUCAGCAGCUUUAAACUACAUUCAAUUAUUUUAAUGUUGUGAAUCAACCGUUAAAGUUGUUAAAAUUGCUCCCGUCAUUCCAUAAUUUCCCUUUUGUCUACUUUCGACAUGUGAAAGUUUUAAAACUAUUUUAAAGAUAGAUUCCAGUCAAUAUUUUACCGAUUUAGGAGUAUUUUAGAUAAAAAGUUAAUUAGGUUUGCUUGGAAGGUUCGCUACAACAGCCUUGCAGGGAAGUCUACUGCUUUAAGAUGGCGGCCGUUUACUACACCCGCAUCUAGCUUUUUGUAGAUGUGCUGCUAACGCUACCGAAUCUAUGUUGCAUCUAGUCCUAUAUAAAUGAUAUCUAACGUAACAUUAUGUGGAUGUACUUUGUAGCAGCUUUUCGGCAGCAGUCAGGUAUGUUGUUGUUUUUUUUUAUCUCGUGGCAUGAGUUGAGCUAGAGCCGUGAGUUGAGCAUUGGCAUUACCCGAGGGGCCGGGUAAUGAGAAGCAUGAUUUUUAGCUACUCUCGCUCCGUUCCUCAUUGUUCCGAAGACCGCGCGGCGCGCUGAGUGUGUUGUACUUCCGCUUUACUUGCCAUAUUUCAAUAAUCGGAAUUUGGAUGUUUGUGAAUCGUUCUCGAAUCUUCCACGGCCGAAUCGCGAAUAAUCUAAGAAUCGGAAAUUUUGCACACCUCUAAUGUUUUGGGUCAUUGUCAUUUUGCAGGGUCCAGUUUCACCUCAGCUUUAAUGUUUUCACAGAUGAUCUCACAUGUUCCUCAAGCACCCUUCGAUACACGAUAGAAUUCAUGGUGGAUUCUAUCAUGGUGAGCUGGCAAAGUCCUGCUGUAGCAAAGCAUCCCCAAACCAUGACACUUCCACCUCCAUGCUUCACAGUUGGUAUGAGGUUCUUUUCCUGGAAUGCUGUAUUGGGUUUAAGCAAAACAUGUCCUCUGUUCUAGUGUCCAAAUAAUUCAAUUUUAGAUUCAUCUCUCCAACUAGCAUUUUUCUAGAAGUCCUGGUGUUUGUCUACAUUCACUCUGGCACGCUCCACUUCUUGGCGAGCAAAGGUUUCCUCCUUGCACACCUCCCAUGAAGGUGAAACUCUUAAAAGUCUCUUUCUGCUGGUAGAGUCAUGCACUUUAACAUCAACUGUAACAUGAGCUUGCUGUAGGUCUCGUGAUGACAUUUUAGCAUCUUUUGGUCUGGUCUCGGAGGUCUGGCUUGGACGGCCAGACAUGGGCAUGUUGGCAGUUGUUUUGACUGUCCUCCACUUGUAGACUAUUUUCUGGAUGGAAUAACUGAUUUUAUAUUGUUUGAGAUCAUUUGAAAUCCCUUACUAGAGGGACAAUUUUCUUUUUAAAGGCUUCAAACAGCUCCUUUGAACUUACCAUAGUGUUUUCUCUCACUUCAGCGGUCAGGGGCACGCCAAACUAAAUGUGAGGUUUAAAUAAGGCAAACCUCCUUCAAAAACUGAGUAAUGAUGUUUUAAUCAUGUACACCUGAUGUGAUACCCCUGUGUGUGAUUUUAGCCAUUUUAAGUGGGAUUGAUUGUGGGGAUGUCCUAAUUUAUUCAACAGAAACAGCAUUUAUUUAAAAUUACAUUUUACAGGCGGCACGGUGGCUGAGUGGUUAGCACGUCUGCCUCACAGUUCUGAGAUCAAGAGUUCAAUCCCGGGCUUCAGCCUUCCUGUGUGGAGUUUGCAUGUGCUUCCCGUGCCUGCGUGGGUUUCCUCCGGGAACUCCGGUUUCCUCCCACAUCCCAAAAACAUGCAUGGUAGGCUGAUUGAACACUCUAAAUUGUCAGUAGGUAUGGGUGUUUGCGUGAAAGGUUGUAUGUCUCCUUAUGCCCUGCAAUUGGCUGGCGACCAGUUCAGGGUGUCCCCUGCCUACUGCCCGUAGUUAGCUGGGAUAGGCUCCAGCACCUCCGCGACCCUCGUGAGGAAAAGCGGCAAGGAAAAUGAAUGAAUACAUUUUACAGAAAGUUAUAAAAAAAAAUUUAAAAAUCAGUUUUAAUUGUUCAGUUUUAUUUCUAUUACUUGAAUCUCUCAAGAUUGUUAAAAUUGAUAUUAAGUAAUAAGUAUCCACAUGACCAAAUAUGUUAGAAAACACACAGGGUUCCAUAGGGUGUCCUAAUUUUUUCACAUGACUGUAGUGUUAAAAUAUCUCUGGGCACUUUCACACUAGAACAGUGUUCUUUUUCUCAGCUUUAAGCGCACCCUGCUUCGCUUGUGAAUGUAACUGGAGCAGGGUGCGCUUUGCUACUUUAUGUGCAGUGACGCUCUAGGUUGUGAUGGUACAUGGAGCAUCCUUGUAAGCUGAAGUACAGCACGGAAGCUAUUCAAAAUCAGCAAUGCAAAGAUGACAGUGGAUUAGCCAUUACUAAAUGUUGUGCUGUGGUAAACAGUUACAUUUGAUACACAGAAUCGGGUUCUAAAUGUGGCGAUAGUGUUUUGCAUGCUGUUGCUGAAUGUACCGUGUGAGUGACUGGCCAAGACAGGCGGAGCCUCUCGGCACGGCCGUUUUGUGAGUCUCGCUCUGCUGGAAGUGGCGACAAUUUGACAGUCCAAAAAGUCACGAAAGUGAAAGCAAUAGCUCGCCUGUGUGUCUUUGGGUCGAAUUCAAACUUACAUGCAUACAAACAUCUGCUUCACAAAACAGUUAUCAAAAAUUGACACAUACAGAUGAAUGUUUAUAUUAUCAUUGCAAAAUAAAAGUAAUUAAAAAAAAACUAUAUACAAUUCAACUUGUAAAAAUAAUGCUAUGCUACAUUAUGUCCAUGCGCCCUCCCCUCCCAGGAAGCAGGUAUUUCCUCUUCUAUUUGUCCAAUAAAUAAGUGCGCCUUUAAUCCACGUGUUACUACUCUGAGAAGUUCGGUUGGCGCAGUGUGAAUGCUGAACUUUUUCAACAACUUAUUUGCAAGUAUUACUGUGAGGUAGCUCUCCAACCAGACCCUGGUCGUCUUGGUCUAGUGUGAAACCGCCCUCUGUCACCCCCUGGUCAUCUGGAGAGGCCCUCAACAAAUUUUCCAUUAACACCAACACUCAAGGUCCACUCAAGGGACAGGUUUUAACUCAUCGCAUCCAGGCCCUGUACAAAUUUGUUCCGCCACCGGUGUGAUUGACAACAAUAAACCCAGGGGUGAAACUGGGCCGGAACGGUCAGUAACGUUGCUUUGAUUCCGAAAAUAUGACAGCAACCAAGGGGCGCUGGAAGUCACGCACAGCAGGGGGUGCUGAGGAUCUUAUUUUGUUUUUCCUAUCCAAAUUUCUCAUGCUCGCACCUUUUCUCCAUACAAUGGCAGUACACACCCAUGCUGGAUAUUUUACCUACUACUACUAGGCUACUACAAAGACCGCGAUCUAUUUCACCUACAGUGUGUGUUAAUGUUUUUGUAUUGGAAAUAAAAGCUCUCGUGUAUUAUAAUGCACCUAGACAGCGUAAUGACAAACAAACAUUUGAAAACUAUAAGGUUCAAUAAUCCUCGGUUGAAGACCCUCAACACAACAUAAAUUGCACACAAAUAUAGUUGUCUGUUUAAUUGGCUGAUAGACUGACACGUGAGCAAUAUGGAUAGUUAGCUCUGAUUGCUUGUGAUUCACUUAUGUGCAAAAAAAAAAGAGAGGUAACGACUUAUAAAAACAGGAUAAUGCAACUUAAUUUUUUUUUUCAUAUUUAAGAGAAAGAGUUGAACAACUUGAUGAAAAGGCUGACGCAAAUAAAGCUUGUAAAACAGCACCCAGGGAUGAUGAAGGUAUCCCAGACUCACAGCAGGGGGAGGAGGAGCUAGAGACCCUGCUAGAAGAAACAGCUGAACCCUCCCAACAACAUGCAGGUACAAAUAAUGCUGCUAGCCAUACUGCCUACCCAGGUAUGUGGAAAAUUGAGCAAUAUGAACAGUUCAGACAAAGAAUUGAAUGGCUGUAUGUGCAAAAUGGUUAUAUAAUCUAUUUCACCUACAGUGUGUGUUAAUGUUUUUGUAUUGGAAAUAAAAGCGCCCUUCAUACACGGCAAUUAAGCAUAGCCCCCCCUUCCGGUGGCCGAAAAUGUCAUUGCAUGCAAUUGACUUUCCUAUAUAUGAAUUUAAAAUGAAGACUUUGCCGGUAAAAUGUUGUCUAUAGAAGUUGUAAAUCAACCAAACAACGAAAAUGAAUGAUUUUUUUUUUUUUUUUAAGUAUAAUGGGUCAAAAUUCUUUUUUGAACACAUCAUGUGACUAGCACUUUAGACACUGCCAUUUGUUUUGCUUAGCCAAAACCAGCUGAGGACAGAUUCUGGCUGGAAUAUUCAGUCAAACAGGAUGCAGUGUCUACUUCUCCACUAAGUUCUCUAAUAUGAUCCGAGCGUAUAUCUUGUAAGUUAAUUUUUAUUGCUGACACUGUGUUUCGGGGUCAUCAUGUUUUGCCCCUUCCCCGCCACAAAGGUCAAACUCCGCCUAUGGCGUCUGUGUAUUAUAAUCCACCUAUGGCAUCCGUGUAUUAUAAUGCAAUUCCUCUCAGAUAGACCGCGCAAUGUACAGUGUAUAUAUGUAUGUAUAGGGCUGUCAAACGAUUAAAAUUUUUAAUCGAGUUAAUUACAGCUCUAAAAUUAAUUAAUCGUAAUUAAUCGCAAUUCAAACCGUCUAUAAAAUAUGCCAUAUUUUUCUGUAAAUUAUAUACAUAUUCUGUAAAAUAAAUGGUUGGAAUGGAAAGAUAAGACACAAGAUGGAUAUAUACAUUCAACAUACGGUACAUAAGGACUGUAGUGGGCAUUUCACUCUACUGUCAUUUAAAUCUGUCUAUGCUGUCCUCACUCCGAAGCGUCUACUUUUUCCAAAGCUAGACAGCUAGUGAACGACGCCUUAAUUAUUCUUCUUCCUUUUUCAUCUGAUUUAUUAAUAAAAUGGCCUCAAACCAUUGUCCUCUUUAGACCGUCGUAAAACUACAAAAUAAAAGUACACAAGCAUUGCAUUAGCAACAACGUUAGCUUAGCACGCUACACAGGUUCACUAAACAUAAACAAAAAGUGUCUCAUACAAAAAACAUAACAUUUCGCUUACUAACAUAAUAUGUACAUUCUUUACAACAACAAUACUUACGGACAAAUCUUGUCCAAGGAUCAUAUAAGCACAACA